AUGAAAAUUUACAUGAAGUCAACAGUUGAUUAUAUUUCAAAAAUAAAUUUGAGAAAGCGUAUUUCAAGACAAAAAGCUAAAGAAUUUUUGCCAAAUAGUCCUGAUUUUUUUGCAGAACUAACAUUAGCAUAUCGAGAUAUGGAUUAUGAAUUGACAAUGUUUAAAGAUUUAUGUCAGUUUUAUGAAUACAUUUGUUUUUUAGUAGAAGAUAAUAAUACUAUCAUCCAAUAUCACUUACAUGUCGGUGAGGUUGUAACAGUAAUAUCUGAAAAUAAUAGUCAGAAUUUUGCAAUCCUAAAAUCAAUUUUUAGUCAUCAAAAAAGCAAUCAAUGUUUUGCUUUUAUUAUUGUUGACUGGUUUGAAAUUACUAAUCAAACAAAGGUAGGAUGUCCUAUAUACAAACUAAGAAUUGAAAAUGAAGGCCAAUGA
Cetraspora pellucida is the source of this 429-nucleotide messenger RNA. NCBI's taxonomy places the organism in Eukaryota, Fungi, Glomeromycota, Glomeromycetes, Diversisporales, Gigasporaceae. The record is from the annotation of a GenBank genome assembly.